AUGGGCAUGUUGGUCGUGGUGGGACUAGUUUGGGGCGUGUUGCAGCGGGGAAGAGCGGGGGCAACGGGGAAGAGCGGGGGGCAGCGGGGAAGAGCGGGGGGCAACGGGCAUCGGGGGCAGCGGGGAAGAGCGGGGGGCAGUGGGGGGGCAGUGGGGAAGAGCGGGGGCAACGGGGAAGAGCGGGGGGCAAUGUGGGGUAGAGCGGGGGGCAGUGGGCUAGAGCGGGGGCAGCGGGGGCAGCGGGGAAGAGCGGGGGCAGCGGGGAAGAGCGGGGGCAGCGGGGAAGAGCGGGGGCAGCGGGGAAGCGCGGGGGGCAGCGGGCACAGCGGGAGCAGCGGGGAAGAGCGGGGGCAGCGGGGUAGAACGGCGGCAGCGGGGAAGAGCGGGGGGCAGCGGGGAACA
Amblyraja radiata (thorny skate) is the source of this 402-nucleotide messenger RNA. RefSeq names its product paraneoplastic antigen Ma6E-like. Lineage: Eukaryota; Metazoa; Chordata; Chondrichthyes; Rajiformes; Rajidae. The transcript has 5 exons. The record is from RefSeq and is a predicted model, not a curated record. The annotation marks the transcript as partial.